CAACUCGAGUAAAGAGCUUCAAGUUUGCAUAGUCUCAAAAAAUAACAUGUUCGAAGAUGUCGAAAAUGUCCAUGAAACCAACAAUUUAAAACAAAACCAGGCCAGCUUUGUAGCUUUAGGCCCAUUCUAACACAUUAAUUUAUGUUUUGUGCAACUCUAAAACUUUCUCUAUAUAAAUGGUAUCUAAACCCUAGAUCUAAUAGUAAGUGCCGAAGAAAUCUCUCAAGUCUCUCUCGUUGUCUCAGGGUUGCAACAUUUUGUAGAGAAAAUGGGUUCAUAUGCAUCAGAUUCUGCAAUGUUGAAGACUUGGAGAAAGACUCCUCCUUCGUCUUGUUCUCUUGUCAGACUUUCACAUCUUUCUUCACUACAAGCAUAUAUAACUAAGAAAUGUUGCCUUUUUUGUAAAAAUCAGGAGAUUGGUUGUUUACCCAAAAGGAAACGAAGAGGACAAUGGAAAGGGCUUUGUGUCUAUGUAUGUGGAAUGUCUCUCAUCCACAACACCACCCAUUGAUGUGUUUGAUUAUCUCUCUUUCUUUGUCUUUAACAAGAAAGACAACAAGUACCUCUCAAUCCAAGAUGUUGAAGUUAAGCGUUUCAGUUCUUCUAAAACGGUUUGGGGAUUGCCAAAAGCUAUGUCGCUUGAAACAUUCACUGACCCUGCAAAGGGAUUUAUCGUGGAAGGAGAACCAUGUGAGUUUGGUGCUCAUGUGAAGAUUGCUUCAUCACCCGUCCCUGUUGAUGAGAAUCUCCCUUUUCACAAAUUCUCUUGGAGCAUUCGUGAUUUCUCUGUUCUGAAACAGAAUGAUUGCAUAUCUAAAACCUUUGCAAUGGGAGGAAAGAAUUGGACUCUAACUGUGUAUCCAAAGGGAGACUCUGAGGCAGAUAACGAGUUCUGCAAGUACUUGCAUUUAGCUGACGGUGAAGUCUUAUCGCCUGGUGAGAUGAUUUCCGUGCGAGCACAACUAAGGGCUUUAGACCCGCGUGGAUCCAAACACAAAACAGUCUGGCUUCAACAAUGGAUCAUGGCAGCGACCAAAGCGAGGGGUAUUCCUCAAUCCUUGUCUUUAGCUGAUCUUCAGGAGGCUUACUUGGAUGAAGAUACUUUGAAUGUGGAGAUCGAAUGUGAAGUUGUGAACUCUAGGAAAAUGUUUUAAGCGUAGAAGAGAAUGUGAAGUUGUUUCCACCAAACACUCUAUCUAUAUCUAUUUAGCUAUCAUGCCAUGUCUACUACUCUAGGACUAUUUGUGUUAAGCGUAGAACUGAAUGUGAAGUUGUUUCCACCAAACGCUCUAUCUAUAUUUAGGAAUAUCUCUUUGUCCAUCAUGCAUAUCUGACUAUUGUAUGACUACUCUGUUUUAUGUGUUUAUUUAAUGAACUUCUUAGUUAUUAAUU
Molecule: messenger RNA, 1392 nt
Organism: Arabidopsis thaliana (thale cress)
Lineage: Eukaryota; Viridiplantae; Streptophyta; Magnoliopsida; Brassicales; Brassicaceae
Product: TRAF-like family protein
Exons: 5
Coding region: 471-1154 (227 amino acids)
Source: RefSeq, marked reviewed